Messenger RNA from Trichoderma aggressivum f. europaeum, 219 nucleotides. RefSeq lists its product as uncharacterized. NCBI's taxonomy places the organism in Eukaryota, Fungi, Ascomycota, Sordariomycetes, Hypocreales, Hypocreaceae. The transcript has 2 exons. The record is from RefSeq and is a predicted model, not a curated record. Bases 1 to 219 code for a protein of 72 amino acids.
AUGCAAAAGCGUCAAGUCAAGGAAUUCGUCGGCGCUUUCGGCGGCCUCGUCGAGCACUGCUUCACCUCCUGCGUCGACGACUUCACCUCAAAGUCCCUCUCCUCCAAGGAAACCGGAUGCCUCAACCGCUGCGUCCUCAAGUGGAUGGCCACCCAGCAGCGCGUCAGCGAGCGAUUCCAGGAGCACAACGCCCAGAUCACGCAGCAGAUGCAGAAAUAA